Rhizophagus irregularis DAOM 181602=DAOM 197198 is the source of this 380-nucleotide messenger RNA. NCBI's taxonomy places the organism in Eukaryota, Fungi, Glomeromycota, Glomeromycetes, Glomerales, Glomeraceae. The record is from RefSeq and is a predicted model, not a curated record.
CGAGGAAUGGAAUGCGAGAAAUGCGGAAAUAUGUCUCUUUGCAUUUAAUUAUCCUAAGGUUUAUUAUCUUAUAUCCGCAUAAUACUUUAUGUAUGUACUGUAUGUGUGUAUGUAAUAAUAUCAAUUUACAUUACUCAUUUCUCCUCCGUAUAAUAUGCAUAUACUACAUACUAGAUGUGACUAUAUAUAUUCUCGCGUAUAUAAAUGAAUAAUAUAUAUACUAUAUAUAAUAAGGGAUAAGUUAUAUAUAUAAAAGGUAAAAUAAAAAUAUGUAUAAAAAAAGAAUUCGUGAAAAAAAGGAAAGAAAAUACCCAAUAUUUAUUUGUAUGAUAAUAUAUAAUGAUUUAUAAUAAAAAAGCCUAAUAUAUGAUGUAUAAGUA